Messenger RNA from Strigops habroptila (Kakapo), 4614 nucleotides. RefSeq names its product N-deacetylase and N-sulfotransferase 1 (gene NDST1). Gene Ontology annotation, cellular component: Golgi apparatus. Lineage: Eukaryota; Metazoa; Chordata; Aves; Psittaciformes; Psittacidae. Gene Ontology annotation, molecular function: deacetylase activity; heparan sulfate N-sulfotransferase activity. The record is from RefSeq and is a predicted model, not a curated record.
GGAGCGGGCGGCGGUGGCGGCCUGGCGGAGCGGUGCGGGCCCGGCCGUGCAGGCAGGGCGCCGUGUGGAGCCAGGACACCGGGACACCCCGGGGAGCCACCAUGGCCCCGUGCCCGCCGCGACCUGUGCCGAGGCCGCCCGCCGCCCCUUAGUGCCGCCACGGCCAUGGUGCUGCUGCUGCUGCCACCGCCGCCACCACCGCGGGGAUUUCGGCUCGGCAAGGGGACUCUGGGUGCGUCUGCCAUGGUGACAUGAAUCGGGCAGCGGGGGACGCCGGACUGCUGGAGGGGAGAGCGCCUGCGCGGGCGGCCUGCUAGUGGUUUAAUUUAUUAGGAGUAUCCAGUUUAAUUUUACCUGUUCUUUUGGGGGUUGGUUGGGUGCUUCUUCCCCUCCCCGGCGCUCACGAGGGGAGGGGGUGAGCAGGGAAAGGGGCUCCCCCUCGCCCCGCGGAUGCAAGGAUGACUGUGCUGGCCAGGGCCCGGCGCGGUGUCUGGCAGCUCUCCCCGCAGGUGGUGUUGCUCCUGCUCUUUGCCUUCUGCCUGCUCAGUGUUUUCGUCUCUGCUUAUUAUUUAUAUGGGUGGAAAAGGGGCUUGGAGCCCUCUGGGGACGUGGCGGGGCCGGACUGCGACGAGCCCAAAGUGGCCCCUUCCCGCUUGCUGCCGUUGAAGACCAUCAAGGUGGCUGAUUCCUCCCGCACGGACCCCUUGGUGCUGGUCUUUGUGGAGAGUCUCUACUCCCAGCUGGGUCAGGAGAUCGUGGCUAUUUUGGAGUCGAGUCGCUUCAAAUACAGGACAGAGAUCGCCCCGGGGAAGGGGGACAUGCCCACGCUGACCGACAAGGACCGGGGACGCUUUGCGCUCAUCAUCUACGAGAACAUCCUCAAGUAUGUCAACCUGGACGCCUGGAACCGGGAGCUGCUGGACAAGUACUGUGUGGAGUAUGGCGUGGGCAUCAUCGGCUUCUUCAAGGCCAACGAGAACAGCCUGCUGAGCGCCCAGCUGAAGGGCUUCCCCCUCUUCCUCCACUCCAACCUGGCGCUGAAGGACUGCAGCAUCAACCCCAAGUCUCCCCUGCUGUACAUCACGCGCCCCAGCGAGGUGGAGAAGGGUGUGCUCCCCGGGGAGGACUGGACCGUCUUCCAGUCCAACCACUCCACCUACGAGCCGGUCCUCCUGGCCAAGACCAAGUCGGCCGAGUCCAUCCCGCACAUGAGCGUGGACGCAGCGCUGCACACCACCGUGAUGCAGGACCUGGGCCUCCACGACGGCAUCCAGAGGGUGCUUUUUGGCAACAACCUCAACUUCUGGCUGCACAAGCUGGUUUUUGUGGACUCUGUCUCCUUCCUGACGGGCAAGAGGCUCUCCCUGCCCCUCGACCGCUACAUCCUGGUGGACAUCGAUGAUAUCUUUGUGGGCAAGGAGGGCACACGCAUGAAAUGGAAAGAUGUCAAGGCACUGUUCGACACACAGAACGAGCUGCGCACCCACAUCCCGAACUUCACCUUCAACCUGGGAUACUCAGGGAAAUUCUUCCACACGGGUACCGAUGCCGAGGAUGAAGGUGAUGACCUGCUGCUGUCCUACGUGAGGGAGUUCUGGUGGUUCCCCCACAUGUGGAGCCACAUGCAGCCUCACCUCUUCCACAACCAGUCGGUUCUCGCCGAGCAGAUGACCUUAAACAAGAAAUUCGCUGUCGAGCAUGGCAUCCCCACUGACAUGGGGUACGCCGUGGCCCCCCACCAUUCAGGCGUGUACCCCGUGCACGUGCAGUUGUACGAAGCUUGGAAGCAGGUUUGGUCAAUCAAAGUGACGAGCACGGAGGAGUACCCUCACCUGAAACCCGCUCGCUACCGCCGUGGCUUCAUCCACAAUGGCAUCAUGGUACUCCCCCGGCAAACCUGCGGCCUCUUCACGCACACCAUCUUCUACAAUGAAUACCCCGGGGGCUCCAGUGAGCUGGACAAAAUCAUCAACGGGGGGGAACUGUUCCUGACCGUGCUCCUCAACCCCAUCAGCAUCUUCAUGACCCAUCUGUCCAAUUACGGCAAUGACCGCCUGGGCUUGUACACCUUCAAGCACCUGGUCCGCUUCCUCAACUCCUGGACCAACCUGAAGCUGCAGACGUUGCCGCCGGUGCAGCUAGCACAGAAAUACUUCCAGAUCUUCUCUGAGGAGAAGGACCCGCUGUGGCAGGAUCCCUGUGAAGACAAACGGCACAAAGACAUUUGGUCCAAAGAAAAGACUUGUGACCGAUUCCCAAAGCUCCUCAUCAUUGGGCCUCAAAAAACAGGAACAACCGCCCUUUAUCUCUUCCUGGGGAUGCACCCAGACCUGAGCAGCAACUACCCCAGCUCAGAGACCUUCGAGGAGAUACAGUUCUUCAAUGGACACAACUAUCACAAGGGCAUCGACUGGUACAUGGAGUUCUUCCCCAUCCCCUCCAACACCACCUCUGACUUCUACUUCGAGAAAAGUGCCAACUACUUUGACUCAGAAGUGGCUCCCCGGCGAGCUGCCGCCCUGCUCUCCAAGGCCAAAGUCAUCACCAUCCUCAUCAACCCUGCAGAUCGAGCCUACUCCUGGUAUCAGCACCAGCGAGCUCACGACGACCCGGUUGCCCUGAAAUACACCUUCCACGAGGUGAUCACGGCAGGACCUGAGGCUGCUCCGAAGCUCCGGGCCCUGCAGAACCGCUGCCUGGUGCCGGGCUGGUACGCCACACACAUCGAGCGCUGGCUCAACAGCUACCACGCCAACCAGAUCCUGGUCCUGGAUGGCAAGCUGCUCCGAACGGAACCCACCAAAGUGAUGGAGACGGUCCAGAAGUUCCUCGGUGUGACCAACUUCAUUGAUUACCACAAGACCCUGGCGUUUGAUCCAAAGAAAGGAUUCUGGUGUCAGCUUCUGGAUGGAGGGAAAACGAAAUGCUUGGGGAAGAGCAAAGGCAGGAAGUACCCUGAGAUGGAUUCGGAUUCGCGCGCCUUCCUGCGGGACUAUUACAGGGACCAUAACAUCGAGCUCUCCAAGCUCCUGUACAAGAUGGGGCAGACGCUGCCCACCUGGCUGCGGGAGGAGCUGCAGAGCACCAGGUAGCUGCUGCCCACCACGACCCAGCAAUACCUGAGCGGGAUGGAGCCCUGCACCCAGCGGGACCUUCCUCAGCAGUACCCGGCCUUGGAGGGGACCCCUGGAGCAGAUACCUUGGAGGGGACCCCCGGAGCAGACACCUUGGAGGGGACCCCCGGAGCAGACGGCUGCACUGGAGGCUGCCCAAGGCAGCCUGACUGCAGUCCCGGUGCUGCCACCUCUCCACCUACCCCACACCCCUUUCUAUUUCAUUUUAUUUUUCCUUUUUAAUUGCUGGGCCUGUUGAUGAGGUCCCUUCCCGCCCCACUCUGACAUGGGGAGGUGGCACAAAUUCCCCCUUUCUCAGCCCAAAAUGGGCUCCGGCUCCCUGGGCCUGAGGGCAGCAAAGAGCCGUCCCUCACGUCCUGGUGUGAGGGUAGAGAAGCCGCUCUGGGCACGCUGGAGGUGACUUUGCUGAGCUGGAGCAGAACAGCGGAGCUGGUGGAGACCCAAAGCACACAGGGACCCAGACCUGCUCCUGCCACCAGCCCCAGUGCAGGAAAUGGGAGAGUUUACUGGAUUCUACUUGGAAAAGUGGAUUUUUCUUUGAAAGGUUCGGGCAUGAAUUCUUUUAUCAUCUCUGUUUGUUUUCAAGCUCCUCAACCUCUUAUUCUUUCUCCAUGGGCAGCAUGAUGGGACCGUGGCCGAGCAGGAGACUGGUCCAGAUGUGCUGGUCCCAGUGUGCAGGUCCUGGUGUGCUCCUGUUCCCCACAGCCCACCCUCAAUCUUGUUCACUCGUGGUGUUUCCUGUGGUAAAGCCAAGCGGUACCCAACGUCCCCCGGCACAGAGGAGAGCCGGCCCUUGGGGACAGGGUGGACGUUGGGAUAACGGCAAUCGGAAGGAUGCUGAGAACUUCAAACCUCUUGAAUAUUAAAAACAAAAAGUAUUUUAAUAAUGGGGGGGUGUGGGGUGGGUUCAUUUGGUUCUCAUUUUGCAGGGGGUUGUGUUUCUUCAGUGCCAGAAUUUGUACCAAAGCCCUGAGGGGUUUAUGUGGUCUCUUUGAUUGUUACACGUGACGUGGACGAAGGUCAGUGGAGAUACAGGGGAUGGAUUCCCAGCUGGAGAUGGCAGCUUUAUGCCGGUGGUGCCGUACGGAGCUGCAUCCCUGUGUCCUGUCCCCUGGGGUUUGCUGGUGCGGAUGGCAAAUGAGACUGAGCCACCACAGGUUUGCUGGGGUAAGCGCCCAAAUUCCCCCUCGGAUGGAGGGAUGCAGGAUGGCAGCGGUUGCUGCUGGAGGUGGAUGCGGUACCCGGGAUGCUGCCCUCACCUCUGGAGCAGGGGGGAACACGGUGUUUCACCCUCGGUGAGAGGGGUCCCACUGGCAGGGGGGGUUCCUACCCUGUUAUUCCUGCAGGAGCCCCUGCAGCUAUGCAUGGAGCCAUGGGGGGGCUGCAUCCCCUCUGCCCUCCAUGGGGUUGUAUUGGGAGAGGCUCCCGAGCGCCAGUGGCAAUUGAACCAACUGCUAAUAAAUGGGGGGCUCUGGUUUUA